AUGCAGAUGAGCCACUUCAAAGAAGGUGUCACAAAAAGAUCAAAGUCAGAUAGUUCACCAAAAGUUGAUGGAUAUAAUAAGAAAAAUGCACAGAGAGUUAAGCAGUAUAUUGGAGAAUAUUCAGAGGCUCCUGAACAAUACAAAUUUAUGAUCUACAUUAAAACUGGAUACAGAAUUGGGUUCACGGAUUCUUUUUCAAUUUUAAAAUCUCUAUUUAUGUGGCAUAAUGAGACUAUCAACAUCUGGAGCCAUCUCAUUGGAUUCAUCUGGUACAUCUGACUUUUGGUAUUUUUCGAAUUAUAUAUCACUCCUGAGGGGAUAAAUUGCAGUAGGGAAAGUUUGGCAUCUUCCUUGUUGCAGAGUAUCACAAUCAGUGAUUAUUCUAUUCAAAAUUUAGAUACUUCUAGAAUCCCAAUUUAUAUCCAUUUCUUUGGAGGGAUGGUAUGAAUGUUCUCGAGCUCAACAUAUCACUUAUUCGCUUGUAAGUGAGUGAAGACCUACAAUACACUCGCAAAGUGAGACAUUGGAAGUAUAAUUUUCUUCUGUGGCUGUCUCUUUUAUCCAAUAUGCUACUAUAUCUUCUACUGUGAUGCAACAACUCACUUCAUGUACGUCUACAUAAUUAUUGGAAAUCUGUCGUGAUUCCUAUUAAUAUUUUACUUGUUUCAGCCUGUGUUUAUAACACCUCAGUUUAGGGUGUAUCGAACCUUGUUGUUAAUGGGAAUCUCUCUGAUCGGGUUUUUACCAAUCAUCCAAUAUUACCUGUUCAAUGACCACAAGAACUUUCCAGUUGUGAAUAUGAAUUUGAUACUUGGAGGUGACAUCUUGUAUGUCUUUGGUGCUGUUAUUUAUAUGAUCAAAAUCCCUGAGAAAUAUUUCCCUAUCAGGUUCGAUUACUGUGGCUGGUCUCAUAAUAUAUGGCACUUAUGAGUCCUUGUGGCAGGAAUGAUGCAUUCUUUAGCAUCUAUAGCUUUGUACUAUGAGAGAAUUAUGAAGAAGUGAGAUUGUUAA
This is a messenger RNA of Moneuplotes crassus, 1011 nucleotides long. The record is from the annotation of a GenBank genome assembly. NCBI's taxonomy places the organism in Eukaryota, Ciliophora, Spirotrichea, Euplotida, Euplotidae.